CUUUGAAGCCUCCCUGAUCUCGCGUUGCCCGUUUAAGGCGGGGCGGGGCGCGGCGGGGCUGCGCCGCCCAGGGAAGCGGAUCGCGGCGCGCGGCGCGCAGAGGGGCCCGAUGGCGGAGAAGCGCGUGUCCCGCUGGUACUUCGGGGGCCUGGCCUCGUGCGGCGCCGCCUGCUGCACCCACCCGCUGGACCUGCUCAAGGUUCAUCUGCAGACGCAGCAGGAGGUGAAGAUGCGCAUGACAGGCAUGGCGCUGCGCGUGAUCCGCACGGAUGGCUUUCUGGCGCUCUACAACGGGCUCAGUGCCUCGCUCUGCCGCCAGAUGACGUACUCCCUGACCCGCUUCGCCAUCUAUGAGACCGCGCGGGACCGCUUGAGCCAAGGCACCCAGGGACCUCUGCCCUUUUACCAGAAGGUGCUGCUUGGUGCUGUGGGAGGUUUCACUGGUGGGUUUGUGGGGACCCCAGCAGAUAUGGUGAAUGUCAGGAUGCAGAAUGACAUGAAGCAGCCGAUGCAUUUGAGGCGGAAUUACUCCCACGCCUUGGAUGGCAUGUAUCGAGUGCUUCGUGAGGAGGGCUUGAAGAAGCUGUUCUCAGGUGCUACGAUGGCAUCGAGCCGAGGGGCCCUGGUCACUGUUGGACAGCUCUCCUGCUACGACCAGGCCAAGCAGCUGGUUCUCACGACUGGGUUUCUCUCCGACAACAUCUUCACUCACUUCCUGGCCAGCUUCAUCGCUGGAGGAUGUGCCACGUUCCUCUGUCAGCCCAUGGACGUACUCAAGACCCGCCUGAUGAAUUCACAGGGAGAGUACCGGGGCGUUGUCCAUUGUGCAGUGGAGACUGCCAGGCUUGGACCUCUGGCCUUCUACAAGGGCUUCGUUCCUGCUGCCAUCCGCCUGGUGCCUCACACCGUUCUCACCUUUGUCUUCCUGGAGCAGCUGCGCAAAUACUUUGGGAUCAAAGUGCUGGCCUGAGGGGGGAAGGGUCCUGCGCCUUCCAGACCCGACUCCUCCUGGGGGAUGAGAGCUAGCAAGCCACCACUGAGGCCCCGGAAGCCCCCUCCCCAUCCUCCCUGACCCCCACUAACCCAGCUGGGCCAAAGGACUCCCCUUCCUGCCCCUGGACUGGGCUCACAGUUGCCAUCUCUCCUCCCUGCACCUUGCAGGCCACCUGGGGGGGACGUGCCCUGGGAGGCCAAGGCUCCUCAGAGCCAGUCCAUCCUCUGCUCUGUGAUGGGCCCAGAGUCCCAGGGCACCCUUCUUGUUUACAGCAGAACCUGGAAGAUUCUUCAGCGAUGGGGCUCAGGCAGGGCCGGCUCCCCCAGCCCUCAGGGCAGUCGGGCCUAGUGGCAAUAUUACCCAUGGCAGCUGGGGAGGGGAUCGUUGGCUUCCCCAGAGGCUCUCAUGGGCAGAGAAAGGAGACCCAGUCUCAGGGUGCUGGGGUGCUGAACCAGUUUGAUUUGGCCCCUGCCUCCAUUCCCAUAUGAUCUCUGCCCCUGUCGGGCUGAUGGCACCCUCCUCCCCUCCUUCCUGAGCCCUGCAGGCCCUUGGCUUGCUGUCCAUGGGUGCCCCUGUUCUGGGAUGGGUCUAGCGCUGCCCCCAGUAAUACUCUCCCCAGAAGCCUGGCUCCCUCAGCCCCUCUCCCCUCCUGCUGCCUCAUGCUUUAAAGAUCAGUUUGCUCAGCCAAAAUCUCCCAGACACCCAAAGGUUGUUGGGCUCUUCAGGGAUCUGUGCUUUUUACCAAUGAUGGAGAAAGGACCCUUGCCCACUCAGCUGCCCCAGGCAGAGGGUGAAGCGCUGGCUAGGGACCAGGAGAGGAAAGUCCUUCUCCCACACACAGCCCAGCUCCUGUCCUGGGCCAGGCAGUGCCUGACCCACUGUGUCUGCCUCAAACCCACCCGGGGCGCAUGAUGCCUCGGGCCACAAUGGGGACUUGGUGGGAGUCACCUUGGAAAGUGUCUUGCGUAGAUGAAAAGUAGCUGUGGAAACCAGUCCAAACUGACCAUGCUGUCUGGCCUGCACCUGCUGGUCCAGAUGGACAGACUGAUGGGUGCCCCAGCCAUGUACCCGGGGGUUGGAGCAGUUCAGGAGAGCUCUGACCUGUUGUCUACACCCAGCGCUCACCCCAUGGCGUGCAGCAAAGUGGGACCCUGACAUCUAGCACAUUCCAGCAGAGCUGCCUUCUCCGGCAGACCGAGCCUCCUGCUGGGAGCUUUGCUAGGGCUGCUCUGCACUGGCCUUCCUGGUUGAGAAUCUGCUGUAGUGUCUGUCUAAGGGUCAGAGUGAGUUGCGGGGGCUGCUCCAGACCAGGCGAUGGACCCCGCUUGUGAAGUGACCCUGUUUGUAUCUCAUGCCUGCUCCUUGCUGCUGCCCCCAUGAGCCGCCACUUCUGCAAUGUUACUGCUGCUGCCCUUGUGUGGUAGGGCCCCUAGGCAAUGAGCCAUGUGCCAGGUGUCAUACCUGUGUGUGGUGCCCCGUGGGAUCAAAGAACUGGAGCAUUUGUAACCUUGAUAAUAAAACAAUGGAACCGCU
Molecule: messenger RNA, 2527 nt
Organism: Dermochelys coriacea (leatherback sea turtle)
Lineage: Eukaryota; Metazoa; Chordata; Testudines; Dermochelyidae
Gene: SLC25A10
Product: solute carrier family 25 member 10
Exons: 11
Coding region: 110-970 (286 amino acids)
Biological process (GO): phosphate ion transmembrane transport; oxaloacetate transport; thiosulfate transport
Molecular function (GO): sulfate transmembrane transporter activity; thiosulfate transmembrane transporter activity; succinate transmembrane transporter activity
Source: RefSeq, a predicted model, not a curated record